Mucor velutinosus is the source of this 3099-nucleotide messenger RNA. RefSeq lists its product as uncharacterized. Bases 1 to 3099 code for a protein of 1032 amino acids. The record is from RefSeq and is a predicted model, not a curated record. The transcript is spliced from 6 exons. Gene Ontology annotation, molecular function: protein binding. NCBI's taxonomy places the organism in Eukaryota, Fungi, Mucoromycota, Mucoromycetes, Mucorales, Mucoraceae.
AUGUCUCCACCACUGGAAACAAACGAGAACAAUACACCAUCUUCGACGCAUUCACUAGGAGUGGAUAAUGAGCUGUCUCUUUUGUCCAACAGCAACGCUAAUAACGAUCAAGCAAUGGACAUCUUUCUGAAUCAAGUCGCUGAAUACAACAAUCAGCAUGUGGCAUUUGAGCAGCACCAACAAGCGUCCUCCUCCUCCUCCUCUUCUGCUACUGCAUCCAGCAGACAGAUGAACAUUGCCCCCAGUCAGAUACUCACCCACCAACAACAGCAGCAGCAAGCUACCAAAGUCAAACAAGAGGAACAGCAAGGAUUUGCCAGGCCAGCAGAGCCACCAAAGAAGAAGGGCAAGCAAAAGGCCAAGGAAACAGGGCACUCUUCUUUAUUACAUGUUUUCACCAAUCCCUUAUUACAUGCUAUUCCUAUCCUGGCCAGAAAUUGCUUAAACUUUGAAGAUUUUUUAGCUCAAACAUCACUGCCUGGUCAAAGUUUGCUUGGCCCUGGAGAAGUAGAAGAAGAGAACGAUGCCAAUUUCACGUCUUCCCCAAUUAUCAAAAAUGAUAGCCCGUGGCACAUUCGAGUACUCGGUCUACCUCACACAGGUGCAAAAUCUCGAGUUGAAACCCAAAUCAAGAUUUGCUUGCAACUCGUAGACACCACUGGAGAAUUAGCUACCAAUUGGUCCCAUAUCAAAUUGCCUGAACACCUUGUUGCUAAAGACAAGUUGAAGCGCAAGAAUCAAAAAUACGGUGCAGACGAGAAAGCCUCACUCACAGACAACCAAGUAUUGACAUUAGAAGCUGCUGUUGUGUGUGAUGGUCAGCCAGACAACGAAAUUAUUAUGUGUACAAGCUGUGUCCAUCGAGAGCGCAAACGCUUAAAAAGAAAACGUGACAACAAGGUUGCUCGUGCUGCAAACAAAGAGGGUGGUGCAGCCAAACUUGCUGCAUUAUUUGCUAAUGAUUUGCCUGACCUGAGUGAUGAAACCAUCAUGGCAGAGGAGAGACGCAGAAUCUUGUUGUUCAAUUGCAAUGAAUAUGUCGAAUUCAACAAUGGCGAAGCAACGCUGCCUACACGAGUUACUUGCUACUGUCGCCAUCAUAGUGAAAAGACUGGUUUUAGAAUUGUGUUCACUGUGAAAGAUAAUUUGAACCAUGUGAUUGGUACAGGUCGUUCGCCCCCAAUCAUGAUAACUGACGAUCAUAAAAGCUCUAAAAUGCAACAAGCAGCUGCUAGAAAGAGAACUCGGGCAGACAUGGAUGCUUCUGCAACUGAAAGCGAUGCUCCUUCAACUUCAAGAAGAAAAGCGGAAAUCGAGACGGAUUCAGGUGUUUCCAGUCCUGUUGCAUCCACACCAGCCACACCUUCUUCUCAAAUAGAUGAUGUACCUGAAAAUUCACCAAAACCUGAUGUUUCAACUGUAUCCAAUACAGCUAGCAACAACAACAGUAGCAACAUGUCAAGCACGUCUUCAUCUACCAUUAUUAUUCCUACCAGCUCAAAUAUGGUCCACCACCACCAAUUUGUGAAUGAAAACAAGCAACACCCACUAGCUGAAGAUAACCAAGAUCAUUUUAUAUCUCAAUUACAACAGCCUCAGCAACAACAAUACGACCAUCAUCAUCAACAGCAGCAACAAAAACAGCAGCAACAGCAGCAACACAGCGAAUUAUUCGAUUUUCUCAAUUCCAACGACCUCAAUUUGCUGCCUCAGCAACAUCAGCAACCACAACAUUCUCAACCUCCCAUGCCGCAGAUGCCGCAAAUCGCUCAUCAACCAUUGGCAUUGAUGCAUCCAGAUCAACAGCAUCAGCAACACAUGCAGCAACAGCAACACCAUCAUCAACUGCAGCAGCAAAUGUUGAAUCAAUUCACACAAAAUCCCAUACAAUCCAUCAAUCGAAGAAGAGCCACUGUUAUUGGCAACUGCAUGUCUCAGGCACAACAAUCUACACAACAUCAUCCACAGCAGCAACAUUACCAGAAUAAUGUGUAUGCCAAAUUGUCUGAGCGAAACGCUUUGGAGGGUGGUAAAAACAACUUGCCUCGCUUGCAUCGGUUGAUCCCAUCUGAGGGCCCUAUUUAUGGCGGAGCUGAAGUGACCGUGUUGGGAAGCAACUUUUAUGAAGGAUUGACAUGUCUGUUUGGUGAGAAUCCAGCUAUUCCAACGCACUGCUGGAGUGCCAAUACACUGCUAUGCAUCUUACCACCGGCAGUCUCUGCAGGGCCUGUAGUCGUGUCAUUCAAGGAACACCCAUUGAUGUUGGAGGGCCAGGACGUUGUUUUGUUUACCUAUUUUGACGAGAGUGAUCGUGCACUGAUGGAGCUGGCAUUGCAAGUGGUUGGACUCAAAACGAUGGGUAAGGUGGAGGAUGCUCGACAAAUUGCCAUGCGUAUUGUUCAAGGCGAUAAUUCUCAGUCCAAAGAUGCAUCGCAAAACCAUUCACAACAGCAACAACAGUCUCAGCACAAACGAAUGACCACCAUGGCUGCAACAGCUGUUUACGACAAUGCCCGUAAGCUUUUCCUCUCACAUUUAGAGCAAACAGUGGUUGCAAGUCUGCUGGCUAUUCAACGUAUUCCCUGCAACCAUGACUAUUUAUCACUGACCAAUGUCAAUCAACACAACUUAUUGCACCUCGCCACACUUUGUGGAUAUACCAGCUUGGUUGAAACACUAGUAGUCAAGCUAAAUUGCAAUGUAGAUCAAGUCGAUAAGAAUGGAUUCACUGCUCUUCAUUUUGCAAGCUGGUCUGGCAAAAUUGACAUUGUUAGAUUGUUGAUUGACACAAGCAAUUUGAAAAUUUUGAACAGUGUUGGGAAAACAGCUGAACGGUUAGCUAUAGAAGGUGGACAUAAGCAAAUUGUACAAUUAUUCAAACAAAAACACCACAACACUGCUUCGAUUCAAACUCGUAAUGUAAGAAUACCACUCAAAGACUUUAUUCCCGUCGAUGUCGUUUGGGCCUCCUCGUUACUUCCUACUCGCAUCUCUACUCUGCUGUCAAACUUGUACACAUUUUCCUCUUCUACUCGCUGUGCUCAAAGAGUGGCUCGUUCUGCGGGUCAAGUGUAUAACUUUAUGCUCGAUCCUUUUUAA